Molecule: messenger RNA, 2144 nt
Organism: Gryllus bimaculatus (two-spotted cricket)
Lineage: Eukaryota; Metazoa; Arthropoda; Insecta; Orthoptera; Gryllidae
Source: the annotation of a GenBank genome assembly
AAUAACGGCGAAAGUCCUGUGCUGCUGCGGCGCCCGCUCUGCUCUUCCCACCGACGGCGCGGCUGGCUGUCAAGGACCCUGCGGCCCCAGGCGCGCGCGACCACUGCGCAUCCACCCGAGCAACGAACGGCAUCUGCGUCCGAUCGGACAGAUUCUAACUAAUGUCCCCGACAGCAUAAGCACCGCACCUGUACAACCUUCGAUGUUGCUGCUGGCGCCGCCACCGCCACUACGACGUGCCCCGCACCCCCGCCGAGCGGGCCUACCGCAACUGACCUUGUUACAAAACACUUCUGAAAUCAACUCACCAGAGCAAAGAAAUUUGUGUGGCAGUCCUCCAAACUCGCACCGUUCGUCUGAUGAUUUGGAUGCGUCAUGGUUUCUCCAUCAUCUUAAAUUUCGUUUGGACUUCUGCACACACGAUUUACUCCACAAAAACCACUCUAAAACCGAUAUUAUCCACGAUCACUCAGAAGGCUUUUCACCUUUCAAUGGCGACUGUAAAAUGGCGGAUAGGCAACAACAAGCUCGGAGCUUUCAGAUUUCUGAUUGGCCUUCUUCAGUCACAUGAUACUAGACAACAUGGCAGCGCUCAUGAGGCAUGGGUUCCUGAAAGCAGGGAAAGGAUUGAAAACAUUGUCAGAUAAUACCUUAAUGAUUGUAUGCAAUAAAUCAUACAGAAAGAAAGACGCGAAAAGCAAAGAAAUAUCGGGAAAGACUGUCAUUCCCCCCAUUAAAGUGGAUCUUGAAAGAGAAUACUUGCGGCCGUUUAAGAAUUAUGACCCUCCACCUGAUGUAGAAGAGCAAUUGGCUGCUCUAUGUGAGUCUAUUUUGGGACCAGAAUAUAACCGGAAAGAAGAAAUUAAUCAUCAUUCAAAAUUCCUACUUUUGAAUGCUUGUUUUAACGUAUUUAGCCAUGGGGUACCCAAUAGUAUACUCCAUGUUAUUAAAUCUGCAGAGGAUAUACUGACAUUUUAUAAGAUAAAAGUGGAUGUGUCUGUCCCUCUCGAAAAAAUGAAAAAACAAGAUUUGCCUCCUAACCUUCAUGUAAUCUAUGACUAUGUUCGAUUUCAUCCAGAUACUGAUACAAAAUUUGGUGGUAUCAGUGCCUUUCCAAAGAGCUCUACAAUAGUUACUGGGCUGAAGUACAAAAAGAAGUAUCAAGGACAUGAGGCUAAGAAAUCUUGGCCAUAAGAAAAUUCACUUUUUUGAUUACACAUCUCUUGUGUUGUUUUGUUAUAGUUGUAGAAAAUCAAAGUAACUUCAUUCUAAAAUAAACUUUAUUUACAAAUUGUGCUUCUUGGCAGCUUAAGACCAUCUUCUGUCUCAAAUUUCCAUAAUUUACAUUCUUACAUUAAAUCACUCUAGAAGUUUCAGACUUCAAAAAUAAUUUCCCUUUCAAACUAUCUUUCCCAAAAAUCACUUGUAUGUACAAGUCAGUGCAAGUAUUAACACUCAUAUUUCCUAAUAAUAAAAAAGUGUAAGAAUACACUUGUAUUUUCUAAUUCAUCAGAAAUAUUAAGUUUUUCUGGUGUCCAAGCUUUAAUUCAUUGAACACAUAAGUUGCAAUAUUCUGUAAAUGUAAUCGGGAAUAACAAAGUAUUGAAUCUAAAAUUUUGAAAAGUAAGUUGCAUCUCUUUCAAGAUUGUUAGUGAACUCUUAGGCGAGUGUGCUAAUUACAUCUCUUCAGAGAUUUGUUCUUUUAUAUCUAGAAUUUAAAAAUGUUCAGUUGAUGGCAUUUCUAAACAGUGCUGCUUUGCAUUGAUGCAUUGAUUGCAUCAGGUAACAUUAUGCAUUGUAAAUGCAAUUCAGAAUUCAACUAUAAUAUAUUGUCAGAUUCAGUUAUCAGGCAGAUCCCUUGUAGAAUUGUGCUCAUUUGGUUUUGUUUCACACUGUAAUUAAUAUCUUAAUUCAAGACAACCUUUUGUGAUAGAUCUUCCUUUUCUAUGAAAUGUGAUGGUAUGACAGGUGCUUUACUAUCUUGUAUCAAUAAGGUCCUGAUCACAGUAAUUUUCAUGAAUUGAAAUGAUUGUUUUAAAUAAUAUUUAAGGGUGAAAUCAAGUUUCAAAUAAAUAUACCUUUGAAAUUGCAUACUGAAUCAUCAGUAAACAAAGCUCUAUGGAAUUUUAUAAUUUGUUUUUGCU